This is a messenger RNA of Necator americanus (New World hookworm), 3126 nucleotides long. RefSeq lists its product as uncharacterized. The record is from RefSeq and is a predicted model, not a curated record. Lineage: Eukaryota; Metazoa; Nematoda; Chromadorea; Rhabditida; Ancylostomatidae. Gene Ontology annotation, cellular component: SUMO activating enzyme complex; cytoplasm. Gene Ontology annotation, molecular function: protein binding; SUMO activating enzyme activity. Bases 1 to 3126 code for a protein of 1041 amino acids. Gene Ontology annotation, biological process: protein sumoylation. The transcript is spliced from 31 exons.
AUGCAAUAUGUUCUGGAGUGCCGCGCAUCAAACCGCGACGCUGCUGACGCAGGCAAACAAAAGUCGUUGAUUAUGAUGAUGCACAAUCACUUACUGGGGCCAUCAUCAUCGCUUGCGAGCACUAGUGGACUGCAAUCGACCGCUGGUCUCUCAGAAGGGGCUUUUCUAAAUCACGCUUUGAAUCAGCCAAAAGAGGAACUCAAAACCCACUUUACGACAAGGGAAGGGACUUAUAAGUUAAUGACAAUGGCUGAAUACUCCCGCCCAAAUAGGGUUCCUAUGAAUCAGAUGCAACCUGGAACUGCGAAUGUUGCUGGUGCCCCUGUUAGAGUUUCUUUUCUCUCGUUGAAUACAGGCAAUAAAACGCCGUCUCCCAGAGAAGGUCAGGAGUUCUUAGACUCGGAUGAGAAUUAUCGCGAAGAAAUGGCUACGGCUGAUCGAAUUUGUUUUAACGUUGGCAGAGAGCUCUACGUCUACUUGUACAAAGGUAUUCACACAGCUGCGGAUCUGAGUAAACCGAUCGACAAACGUGUUUACAAAGGUACUUAUCCAACUUGUCAUCAUUUCAAUCAGGAAACGGCAACUACUACAAGCUGCAGUUUAAUCAUCGGAUUUUCUGCUGGGCAAGUUCAACUAAUUGAUCCGUUUCACAAGGAGUACCAGGCUAGUCGUCUGUACAAUGAAGAACGAUUCAUUGACAAAACCGGUGUCACUUGCUUGCGUUGGGUCCCAGGUCAGCGACAGCAUUUUCUAGUCUCAUAUUCCAGUGGAUAUAUGUACUUGUAUAACGAGGAGUUGCAGUGUCCUCUAGCGCCACCUGUCUACCAAACAUUUAAACAGGGAGACAAAUAUGCAGUUUACACCUGCAAAGCCAAAACCACGAGAAAUCCAGUUUAUCGGUGGCAAGUUGGAGAGGGAGGCAUCAAUCAGUUUGCUUUUUCUGGUCAGGAUGCAAAGAUGUUGGCUACUGUUGGACAUGAUGGAUAUCUGCGGAUUUUCAACUACCAUCAGAUGGAAUUGCUCUCAUACAUGAAGUCCUAUUUUGGUGGACUGUUAACGCUUGCGUGGAGUCCGGAUGCAAAGCUGAUUGUGACCGGUGGCGAAGAUGAUUUACUUACAGUUUACAAUAUACUGGAGAAACGAGUGGUCUGUCGCGGCCAAGGUCACAAAAGUUGGAUUUCACAGGUGCAGUUCGAUCCAUUUAUGUGUACUGUCGAUGGCGAACAUGAAAUAAACGGCCUUGGUACCUUGGAUAUAGGUUCUGAUGAUGAAAAGUCUUCACGCACCGGAGGUGUUCUGCAGAACGGACAAGAAAGCAAUGCUCCCACUCCGAUUAUAAGAGCUAACAUGAGAAGAGCUCCUUUGCAAACCUCUUCGUUUUCGAGAUGUUCCUUCGCCUCUUUUGGGACUAUCAACGGAGCUGGUCACGCUAAUGGUGGUGUAUGUUACCGUAUCGGUAGUGUUGGACACGAUACGCAACUUUGUUUGUGGGAUAUCACGGAAGAUAUGCUGAAGCCCGCAAAUGUGCAACGACAUCGUAAUUCAACAAUUAUCGCGCCCAUGUUGGGACUGGAAGUACAGACAUCGUCCAACCGUUUGGAUCCACUUCGAGAAGCAUCACCUGCUCAGUCCGUAGACAGUGGGAAGCCGAAGAAAAAGCGAGGAUUCCAUCGACGAGGUUUUACACUAGGACGACUGGGUGGAUCCAACAGUGAUCGUCGUCGACUGGAAUCACCUACCUCUGCAGCUUCGGCCGCUCUGGACGAAGCAAGGCUACUCGGAACGCGAGUUUGCCCGCGAAUGGAGGAUGUACCAGUUAUUGAGCCAUUAAUAUGCAAAAAGAUAUCACACGAACGUCUGACGGUGCUUGAAUUUCGAAAGGACUGCCUUGUUACAGCUUGCCAAGAAGGUUUCAUAUGCACUUGGGCCCGACCGGGCAAAGCUCCAACAACUCUUGUGAAACGGGAUGCCAAUUCGCCAAACACCGUAAGCUCUCCUACAGGAAUUCGUGAUGGAGUUCCGUUGAAGUUGAUGGCACCAAUGUCACUUGGAGUAAAUUCUGAGAUGCCUUCAGCCUGUCCAGCAACCAGCGAUUUCAAUGGAGAACUUAGCACAGCAGAAGCAGAAGUCUAUGAUCGGCAAAUUCGCCUUUGGGGCAUGGAAGCACAGAAUAAGUUGCGUGCUGCCAAUGUUCUAAUCUGUGGUCUAUCCGGACUAGGUGCUGAAACAUCUAAAAAUCUUUUGCUUUGUGGCAUCCGUUCUCUAACACUCACGGACGAGAAAGCGGUUACAAAAGAAGACCUCGACGCGAAUUUCUUGCUCGACAAUGACUCUGUCGGGCAAAAUCGCGCAAGAGCUUCUUCGUCGAAGGCACAAGCGCUGAAUCCAUUGGUGAAACUAGAGGUGUGUGAAACAGCUGUUGCUAACAUGAGCAUAGACUUUGUGUCCAAGUUUACUCUCGUCGUUUUGUGUGACCAGAAAUAUUCUGAUGUCGUACUUUGGAACGAGAGAUGUCGUCAACUCAAAAUUGGCUUCAUCGCUUGUAGCGUGUUCGGAUGGAUGGGUUUUUCAUUCUUCGACUUUAACGACCAUUUCUUUCUCUGUCCUGCUGAUAAAGAGCCGGAUACAAUGUGUGACGGAGAUUGUGAUGGUUCUUCUAGCGUCCCCAAAGCGAUUGAUCUUGAUGCUGAGAAUGUUUUUGAAAAGAAGAAGUUCCAGUAUCCUUCCAUAGAAGAAGCUUUCAAUGUUGAUUGGUCUAAAAAACAGUUGAUACGCAAAAGCCGAAGGCUUAUUCCAUGCAGCUACUUUCCCCUUAAAGCAAUGCUCCGAGCUCAGAAAGAGGAGAAAUUAGGCACCGAUGAGAAUGCGAACAUGAAGGUACUCGCGGAGAUAUGGGCGGAAGAGGUACUGAAUGCAACUCAUGAAAUCGAAAAACAAACUGUGCAAGCUGAGGACUUUGAUUACUUUUUUGGGCCGCAGUUGUCCCCAGUUUGUGCGAUUGUAGGUGGUCUGGCUGGACAAGAAGCAAUCAAAGCUUUAUCUGAAAAUGAGCGUCCUCUCAGGAAUAUUUUCAUAUACUCUGCUCUCGACACGACUGGUACUAUGUGCCAAUUUCCACCCCCGUGA